AUGUCUGAUGAUAAAAAGGUUGCUACAUUAUCGUUGAAAGUGAUGAUCAAUAAAGAGAGAACUAAGGUAUUCUUCGCAGAAGCUGACAGCCAUUUUGCAGACAUUUUGUUUAGCUUCUUGAGUUUGCCGUUGGGAAGAAUUGUGAAAGUCCUUGAGAAGCACUAUGGAGACGACGAGGCGCCUACCAUUGGAAGCUUAAGCAGUUUGUACCGUAGCGUAGUAGAUCUCGACAGUGCCCAUUUCUGGACAGAUGGGGCUAAGCAGACUCUUCUCGAUCCAACAAGUUCAUCCGAAGCUGAAUACCAAAGGCUCAAACUCGACAUCACUGAUUUUCAGCCUGCUAAAUAUUUCUGUUGUAAUAGAUAUGAUCCCAUCUAUCACUCUCGGUGUACUAGAUUUCGUAGCGUAAGCAUCUACUAUGAUCACAUCAAGAGGUGCAAAGUUUGCUCAAUUGAUGGUGCUAUGAAAAUAGAAGUAGUUAAGAAAGGAUCUGAAGCUGCUGCAUCUAGAGAUGGAGUUUUCACCAUGAAUACAUCAUCUUUCAUAAUCUCUGAUGAUCUCAACAUAUUUCCAAAUGAGACAGGACUCUUAGGCAAAUCAAAGUGGAUUUGGGCUUUAGUGAGGUAA
Messenger RNA from Salvia miltiorrhiza (redroot sage), 627 nucleotides. RefSeq lists its product as uncharacterized. The transcript has 2 exons. The record is from RefSeq and is a predicted model, not a curated record. NCBI's taxonomy places the organism in Eukaryota, Viridiplantae, Streptophyta, Magnoliopsida, Lamiales, Lamiaceae. Bases 1 to 627 code for a protein of 208 amino acids.